AUGGCAGGAAUCAAUUUGACACUUAUAUAUGGCUCUUAUUGCGUUACAUAAACAAACAACUACAAAAGCAGCUUAAUUGGAUGCAAACGAUGGUUUUUUUGGGUCCAAAUCCAAAGUCCAAACUCGAAAGGGCAAAGAGGUAAGGAGUGGAGUUUUUUUCUAGACAGGCACACAUGAAGUGUUAUUCACCUCUAAAACAACUUCUUAUUGGUCCACGUGUCAUCCCAUGAAUGAAUACCAAGGCCCCUCUCUCUCUCUGUUCCUAUUCCUAAUAUCCUACCAUAGCUGUCUGUCUGGUCCAUUUUUGUAUUUCAAAUACAACACAUCACAUAUUAUGUAUUAUAUAUAUAUAUAUAUAUGAUGAUAAUGAGAAUGAUGAUGAUGAUGAUAACCAACUCAUACAUGCAUAUAUAUGAUGAUUGAUGGAGCUCCCACCACCACUACCACCACCACCACCACCACCACCACCAUCACCAACCAGAGACACCAUUUUCACACACUCUUCUCUCUCUCUCUCUCUCUUUCAAGAUCAUAUACAAUCUGCUUCAACUACAUUACAGACUACAGAAAGGCUCACAUGUCUGCCACUUUAUCACAUUCACUCUUUUAUUUCCGUACGUGUUAUUUCUCAUAAAUAUUCACUCUUUUUUUUCUUUUCUAUAUGGGGGCCACUUUCUUUAUUUAUUUAUUUUUCUGAGUCAAACACUACUUUCUAAUAAUACUAUGCAUGAAAAAAAGCAAUCUAGAGAUAAUAAUAAUAAUUUAAUACAAGUCUCAACCGUGUCUCUCUCGUAUCUUGUGUUGUGUUGUAUAUAUAUAUAUAAUCCUUUUUUCUUUUUUGUUUCUCAGCAGACUUAUACUAUCCAACCAAUUCAGUUAAUAUUCUCAACUGUUUGCCUUAGCUAUUGAGAAAAAUAAUUCAUCUCUUCUUGAUCAAAACAAGAAAGAAAAUGUCGUUUUCUUGCACAAAAAACUUCUUUAGGCGUUUCUGUACUGAUGAGUUCCAAAUGGGAAGCCUUCAAAGCAGUUUCUUCUCUAGUGAUCUGUUACCAUCACUUGGAGCAAGAAUUAAUCAGACUACCCAACUUCGUAAAUACAUUGUUUCUCCUUUCAAUCCCAGCUAUAGAGCUUGGGAGAUAUUUCUUGUUGUUCUUGUGGUUUACUCUGCUUGGAUAUGCCCCUUUGAGUUUGCAUUCCUGCCAUAUAAAAAAGAUGAUGCUUUAUUCGUAAUAGACAACAUUAUCAAUGGCUUCUUCGCCAUUGACAUCUUCCUUACUUUCUUCGUAGCAUACCUCGAUAGCCACACAUAUCUUCUUAUUGAUAAUCCAAAGAAGAUUGCAAUUAGGUACCUAUGUACCUGGUUCAUUUUCGAUGUUUGCUCUACUGCCCCGUUUCAAUCCAUUAGCCUUCUUUUCUCAAAUCAUCAUGGUAGUGAACUUGGUUUUAAACUCCUUAACAUGCUCAGGCUCUGGCGUCUCAGACGAGUCAGCUCUCUCUUUGCAAGACUUGAGAAAGAUAUCCGCUUCAACUAUUUCUGGACUCGCUGCACAAAACUUAUUACGGUGACCCUUUUCGCAGUACACUUGGCCGGAUGUAUUAACUAUUUGAUAGCAGACAGAUAUCCGAAUCCAAGCCAGACAUGGAUCGGUGCAGUGAACCCGAAUUUCAAAAGAGAUAGUCUUUGGAACAGAUAUGUAGCUUCAAUUUACUGGUCCAUCACAACACUAACCACCACAGGUUAUGGAGAUUUGCAUGCUGAAAAUCCAAGGGAAAUGCUUUUUUAUAUCCUAUACAUGCUUUUCAAUUUGGGAUUAACAUCUUACCUCAUUGGGAACAUGACAAACUUGGUUGUUCACUGGACCAGCCGCACCAGAAACUUCAGAGAUACAAUCAGAGCAGCUUCAGAAUUUGCUCAAAGAAAUCACUUGCCUCCUAGAGUACAAGAUCAAAUGUUGUCACACUUAUGUCUAAGGUUCAAAACAGAAGGACUAAAACAACAAGAAACCUUAAACAGUUUACCAAAGGCCAUACGUUCAAGUAUUGCUUACCAUUUAUUCUUACCAACAGUGCAGAAAGCAUAUCUCUUCAAAGGAGUUUCUCAAGAUUUCAUAUUCCAAUUGGUUUCAGAGAUGGAGGCAGAGUACUUCCCACCUAAAGAAGACGUAAUUUUGCAGAACGAGGCUCCAACCGAUCUCUAUAUUCUGGUCUCAGGAGCAGUGGAAUUCAUAUCCAAUACUCCUGGACAUGAUCAAGUUAUUGGAAAAGCACAUUCAGGAGAUACAUUUGGAGAAAUUGGAGUUUUAUGUUACAGACCACAACCGUUUACAGUUAGGACAACUGAGCUUGCUCAAAUAUUACGGCUCAAUAUAACACCACUGAUGAAUAUCAUACAAGCAAAUACAGAAGAUGGCCAUAUCAUAAUGAAUAAUUUUUUCAUGAAAAUGAAAGGGCAAGAGAACUUGGGAUAUGAAAACCCACAUUUAGAUCCUGAAUUGAUCAUCAACGAGUGGUCUGAAGGCGUAGGACAAGCAGAAGAAUGCUGUUCUUACAUGGGGUGUAGCGAUACUAUACAAGAGGAUGUAGUAAUACAGGAGGAAAUGAAUGGGCAUUUCAAAGGGCCAAAGAAAAAAGAGAAGAGUGUUACAGGCUCUUCAUUGUGUGUGAACUCUAUGACAGAUAAUGGUCGAACGGCUCAUCAAGCUGCUGUCAGCAAGGAGCAUCUUGAGGUUGUUAAGAAUUUACUUGGAGGAGGAUCAAGUACGAGCAUAUCGGACAGCAGAGGAUGGACGCCUAAAGCUUUGGCAGAACAGCAAGGAAAUAAAAGCAUAUGUGAACUCUUACUAAGUUAUGAAAAUAGAAAAUCGAAUGAACAUAGAAUACAGUUUUUGGUGCCCGAAGCAGGUGAAAGCACUUCCCAAUUGAAAAAGGCAGAGACAGACUCACAUAUAAGAACUUCUAGCUCGUCUGGAAACCAGAAGGGAAAAGAAACAAUGAGGAAAAGAGUCACUAUCCACAUGCAGUUUCAAAACAGUAUUACACAUCACCGGCAACAUGGAAAGUUAAUAAUCCUACCUGACUCAAUUGACGAGCUGUUCAAGGUUGCUGGUGAAAAGUUCGGAAGCAGCAAACCUGUGAAAAUCAUCAAUGCAGAGAAUGCUGAAAUUGAUGACAUAAGUGUCAUCCGGGAUGGUGAUCACCUGUUUCUACUUAUCAACGAUAAUGAGAAUAUAGAUCUUGAAUUGAGGUGACCUAAUGUAACAAGAAAAAUGUAGAUGCAUAUGCAGAGUAGAUUGUAACUUCUAGGCUUUGUAAGAAAGAAAAAAAAAAUUAACAUUCUGACAACAGCAGUUGAAAGUUUUUGGCUGGAAGACCAGGAAAAUCAAUUACAGAAUCGUACUUCAUUUUGAA
Molecule: messenger RNA, 3408 nt
Organism: Cannabis sativa
Lineage: Eukaryota; Viridiplantae; Streptophyta; Magnoliopsida; Rosales; Cannabaceae
Product: potassium channel KAT1
Exons: 11
Coding region: 951-3248 (765 amino acids)
Biological process (GO): potassium ion transport; transmembrane transport
Cellular component (GO): membrane
Molecular function (GO): voltage-gated potassium channel activity; protein binding
Source: RefSeq, a predicted model, not a curated record